Messenger RNA from Galendromus occidentalis (western predatory mite), 2164 nucleotides. RefSeq names its product GATOR complex protein Nprl3 (gene Nprl3). Gene Ontology annotation, cellular component: GATOR1 complex. The record is from RefSeq and is a predicted model, not a curated record. Lineage: Eukaryota; Metazoa; Arthropoda; Arachnida; Mesostigmata; Phytoseiidae. The coding region runs from base 353 to 2017 and encodes 554 amino acids. Gene Ontology annotation, biological process: negative regulation of TORC1 signaling; positive regulation of autophagy; cellular response to amino acid starvation. The transcript has 5 exons.
ACAGGAAACGACGCAGGCAAACUGUGGGAGGUGGAUGUUUUGAAAGUGGGAGAGGAUUCAGUGUCAGAUGUUCGAGGAGGCAGGCCUGAAAACAUUCCACGAAUUUUCGAAUUCAAUCCUUAUAAGCAAUCGGUACAAACCGACUCUCUUUUCAUCACCCCGUGACGAUUUUCCGUUACGUUCUCAUCGGGGCCUUGUAAUGAACCGCGACAGAGGUGUCAGCUUCUCCACAACAGAAGAAGUGUACGGCUGUGUUCCGGAUUGUGCGGCGCGAAGAAUUCAGAGUUGCCGACUCCGAUAGCGGCACCGUUGAAGAUUAGAGCUAGGACCUCGAGUUUCUGGGAAGCAGAAGAUGGACGACCUCUCACCCUUGGGGGUCUUCUUAGUCAGACGGGAUGCCAACGGGCAUCGACUCCUCUUCAAAUUCCCGUUCCAACCCCCCAAAGAUCCGCGAUCAAAUUCUCACCCCAAGAAUCCGUACGCCAUUGAAGAAUCCGAGGAGAACUUCUUCCAAUCCAAGAUGUCGAGCACCGGGGAUGUCCUCGAUGGGAAUUACGUCAAAAUCACCGAUGAGUCCAUAUCGAACCUCUUCGCCUGUCAACAAGGUCUCUGCAAUCAGAAGUUCGAAUUGAAGAUCAACAAUGUGCGGUUCGUCGGUCAUCCUAUAACAUUGCAAACCAGCGUCGACGCCUCGAAGCCGAGCGUUGAUCAUCAAGAUCUAUCCAAUCAGAUGCUGAAUGUUGUAUUCGCUCUGAAAGCACAGGCCAGCCAUGAAAUCGUCCAUCAAUAUCACGAACUCAGCAAGAAAAUAGCCACUUCCAUCUGCAAGGAGGAAAUGUCGUGCCGGUAUUUCACGGAACAAUGUCGCAGCAUGAUCCAGAUCCUCGACUACGACGGUAACGAAUCGGAUAUAUCUAACGAGGAAGACAAUCGGCCGACAUCGUUCGAGCGCAUUCUUCGCGAAUGCGACCUUGCCAGAGUUCUGCAGGCAGCGUACGUGGCGCUAUGUAAUUCGGGAGCGCUCUAUCUGAAGAUCAACGGGCGAAAUCUCACUCCGUUCUGUGUCGUGCACAAAACCCACAAACUCAACGCACCCUCCACAUCGGCUCACACCGAUGUACUUCAGAAGUCUAUGGAUCAGAUUUCUCAGCACAUCAAGCCGUAUCAUGCGUUGCUCUUGGUGGUGACCCCCGAAGAACUCCUGAAGCAAUUGUCGAGCGAUUAUCGGCGAGCUCUCGAACGAUUGAUAAAGUGUGCCUCUGCCACGAAGAACAUGAUCGAGUUAGGGUACGAUACCGACAUCGUUCUCGACACCGUGUUAGAGCUCGCCUUCCCACUAGUCUAUUUCGCUCAUGCAAUUGUGAUUUUCCCGGUAAAACAAACGAAUCGAUACGUGGUCGCACCAAACGGUCCCACGAAGCUCCAACACCCGCUUGCCGAAGAGUUUUCCGAAAAGUUUCCUCACACCUCGCUGGCCUCAACGUUGGCUGAGUUCUCCUACCCUACGAGUAUAAAUCAAUUGUACAGCCCCCAGCUGCACGAGCCGUCUCAUCAGCAAACAAUACAAGAUAUCAUUGUGUGGUGUCUCCAGAAACGAAUCCUCAUGCAGGUCCAUCAUUAUGUCUACUUGGUCCUGCCCGACGAUUCGCCGGAGAACGCUCUUGUCUGGCCCAGUGGGUCUUCGACUCUCAGCGAUUAUCGCGAGAGUUCCUUGAAAGCCGACAAGGAAAAAGAAAAAGUUCCCGAAGACAUGUACUCGGAACUACCCCUCAUCUGGAGGACGAUGAAAGAUCGUCAGAGGAAAAUGAUUGAAGAGCUACCUGCCUUCAAAAAUCCUCAGGAUCAAGAGACGUUCCUCAAGCUGUUGCCAUUCUUCGACGGUAAGAACCAUGUCGAGCACAUGAUGUAUUGCGUGAAUGUCACACGAACGAGGUUGUACGCCCUGCUGAAGAAUUUCCAAGAUGUUCUAGUUACCGUUGAGCACGCUGACCCUGCGUUCGAAAUAUUUUAUAGAUGAAUCCCCCCGGGAAGUUUUGACUCGAAUGUACAGAACGGAAUGAACUCGCGAAGAAUCACGACGAAACUAAGAUAAUUAUAGUAGGAUAGCUAAUGCUCAUUAUCAUAGUGGUCAUCCUGGAAAUAAAAAUGAGAAAGUGAGCCCGUG